Messenger RNA from Betta splendens (Siamese fighting fish), 1349 nucleotides. RefSeq names its product COP9 signalosome subunit 5 (gene cops5). The transcript has 8 exons. The record is from RefSeq and is a predicted model, not a curated record. Bases 155 to 1159 code for a protein of 334 amino acids. Gene Ontology annotation, biological process: protein deneddylation. Gene Ontology annotation, cellular component: COP9 signalosome; cytoplasm. Gene Ontology annotation, molecular function: deNEDDylase activity; protein binding; metallopeptidase activity. Lineage: Eukaryota; Metazoa; Chordata; Actinopteri; Anabantiformes; Osphronemidae.
UGAAGUGGUCUCAUUCACUGUCAUGGCUUCCUAAGACUGUGGACGUCCAGCCGUGUGACCGUAUCAAAAUACUUGGAGAAAUAUAACAUUUCUUCGAUUAUUAUAACAUCAUCAGGGCAUUUAAGCAUUCGCUUUUGUGCGUGGAGAAGUCGUCAUGGCGGGCACCAGCACUGCUCAGAAAACAUGGGAGUUAUCCAACAGCAUGCAGGAAGUUCAGAGUAUAGAUGAAAUAUACAAAUAUGACAAAAAGCAACAACAAGAGAUCCUCGCUGCGAAGCCAUGGACAAAAGAUCACCACUACUUCAAGUACUGCAAAAUAUCAGCUCUGGCCCUGCUGAAGAUGGUGAUGCAUGCGAGGUCUGGGGGAAACCUGGAGGUGAUGGGCCUCAUGCUGGGGAAGGUGGACGGGGAAACUAUGAUCAUCAUGGACAGCUUUGCGUUGCCCGUGGAGGGCACAGAAACCCGAGUCAACGCGCAGGCUGCAGCCUAUGAGUACAUGGCUGCAUACAUUGAAAAUGCCAAACAGGUUGGCCGGCUGGAGAAUGCUAUUGGCUGGUACCACAGUCACCCUGGUUAUGGAUGCUGGCUCUCGGGCAUAGAUGUCAGCACCCAAAUGCUCAACCAGCAGUUUCAGGAGCCUUUUGUGGCUGUUGUGAUCGACCCGACUCGGACUAUUUCUGCAGGCAAAGUCAACCUUGGCGCCUUUAGAACCUACCCAAAGGGAUACAAACCUCCUGAUGAAGGGCCUUCAGAAUAUCAGACAAUCCCUCUGAACAAGAUUGAAGACUUUGGUGUCCACUGUAAACAGUACUAUGCCUUGGAGGUAACAUACUUUAAGUCCUCUCUCGAUAGAAAGCUCUUGGAACUCCUUUGGAAUAAAUAUUGGGUCAAUACUUUAAGCUCCUCAAGUCUCCUCACGAACUCGGACUACACCACAGGCCAGGUGUUUGACCUGUCGGAAAAGCUGGAGCAGUCAGAGGCCCAGCUGGGCAGAGGCAGCUUCAUGCUCGGGUUGGACACACAUGACAGGAAGUCUGAGGACAAACUGGCCAAAGCAACACGAGAUAGCUGCAAGACAACUAUUGAGGCUAUUCAUGGUCUGAUGUCUCAAGUCAUUAAGGACAAACUCUUCAAUCAAAUCAACACGUCUGCCAAUUAAAUUUGAACAAUUAGCUGAUUUAAAACAUACUAGGAAAUGUCUCCUUGUGCAUGUCAAGUACUCAGUGGUUUAUUGACUAGGAUUAGUAUCUAUGAUUUCUUUGGGAGGGAUUAUUUUCAUUAUUUUUUUUCAAUAUUGUAGCUAAAUAAUGGUAUUCAUGCAGAAAAUAAAACAUAAAAAAUGAAAGUUC